UGAGGUGGGUGUAACGCUAUCCUGCACUCUGCGCUUACCUCAGCCUUUCAUUCACUGAGGAAGUCAGAUCGUCAGAGUUGGAGCGGCGCAGCACAAAACGCAAAGGUUUACAUCCCGGAUUGUCCUGUUGUUUUGCUCCCUCUGUCUCCCGGUCAACUCUGAGCACAAAGAUGAGCAGCACUGAAGCAAACAUGAAUGGCAUCAGUGGUGACACUGCUACUCUUCACCUGGAUGAAGCCAGGCACAAUGAGGUAAAGGAUCUCUUGAAGCCUUUCCGUCUUUCGCUGGACAAGCUGAAGGAAGUUUCUGCCCGACUUCGGAAAGACAUGAUCCGAGGUCUGGGGAAACACGCGCAUCACAGAGCGGCCGUCAAGAUGCUGCCCACCUUUGUAAGAGCAACACCGGACGGGACUGAGAAAGGAGACUUCCUGGCACUAGAUUUGGGUGGAACAAACUUUCGGGUGCUUCACGUCAGAGUGAUGGAGGAGGAGCAGAAAAUGCUGAAGAUGGACAGUCAGAUCUGUGCCAUCCCUCAAGAAAUCAUGAUGGGAACUGGAGAACAGCUGUUUGAUCACAUCGCAGCCUGUCUUAGUGAGUUCCUCGACUCUCAGAACCUGAAAGGACAAACUCUUCCACUGGGUUUCACCUUCUCUUUUCCCUGUGAACAGAAAGAAAUCGACAAGAGCAUCCUGAUCCGCUGGACAAAAGGCUUCAACUGCUCUGGGGUGGAAGGAGAGGAUGUGGUGAAGCUACUGAAAGAGGCCAUCCACAGGAGAGGGGACUUUGACAUCAGUUCAGUUGCCAUGGUGAACGACACAGUGGGUACGAUGAUGAGUUGUGGAUACCGGGAUCAGACCUGCGAGAUUGGGAUGAUCAUUGGAACGGGAACCAACGCCUGCUACAUGGAGGAGAUGAAGAACGUGAAGCGUGUGGAGGGAGAGGAUGGACGGAUGUGUAUCAACACAGAGUGGGGCGGCUUCGGAGACGACGGCUCCCUUGAAGACAUCUUGACGGAGUUUGACAAGACGGUAGACAGGACUUCGAUCAACCCUGGAGUUCACACCUUCGAGAAGAUGAUCAGUGGGAUGUAUUUGGGGGAAAUCGUUCGGCUGGUGCUGAGGAAGCUGACAGAGAAGAAGCUGCUGUUUAAAGGGAAAGAGUCUGAGGCCCUGCGUGCCCUGGAUACUAAAGACAUGUUUGAGACAAAGUUCAUCUCUAUGAUUGAGGAGCCGGACAGUGGUCUAGAAAAUGCCAUAAAGAUUCUGACUAAAUUGGAUCUAAUGUGUGAUUCGGGUGACCCCCACGUGGUGCGACUUGUCUGUGAGACCAUCUCCUCACGUUCUGCUCGUCUCUGUGGUGCUGCCUUGGCAACCAUUGUCAACCGUAUUCGUGCCAACCGAGCGCUGCCUCAUCUGAAGACUACAGUGGGAGUGGAUGGGACCGUCUACAAAAAACAUCCUAAUUACAGUGACAAGCUCCAGGAAAUGGUGCGCAGCCUUGCCCCCCAUUGCGACGUCAAGUUUCUUGUCUCUGAGGACGGCAGUGGGAAAGGUGCUGCCAUGGUUACCGCUGUGGCUCAGCGGCUAGCUCUCCAGUCACGGCUGUUGGAGGAGAGCGAUAGUGAGGAAGAUGAAGAGGAAAAAGUGAGAAGCUAACUGAGCACAAUUUAAGACAUUUUCAAUGUUAUCUGGUAUCUGAGAACUUGUAAAAACCCAGCUGUACUUUUAUCAACUUAUGUAAAUUGUGAUACUUCAGUAAGAAAUUGACAGGCUGAUUUAUUUUUGCUUCAAAUUUUAUACCAAAAAUAAAGAUGCACAUUAAC
Messenger RNA from Gambusia affinis (western mosquitofish), 1822 nucleotides. Its product is annotated as hexokinase-2-like. The coding region runs from base 171 to 1655 and encodes 494 amino acids. Gene Ontology annotation, biological process: intracellular glucose homeostasis; glucose 6-phosphate metabolic process; glycolytic process. The transcript is spliced from 12 exons. Gene Ontology annotation, cellular component: mitochondrion; cytosol. The record is from RefSeq and is a predicted model, not a curated record. Lineage: Eukaryota; Metazoa; Chordata; Actinopteri; Cyprinodontiformes; Poeciliidae. Gene Ontology annotation, molecular function: mannokinase activity; fructokinase activity; D-glucose binding.